AUGGUGGAUACGGGAGCAGAAAACUCAGUAUUACUAGCCCCGAGGGGGCCAGUGUCCACUAAAACAACAUGGGUGCAAGGUGCAACUGGCACUAAACCCUAUAAACGGACUACCCGAAGAACAGUGGACCUAGGAGUGGGCCGGGUAACCCACUCAUUUUUAGUCAUCCCUGACUGCCCCUACCCAUUGCUUGGACGUGACCUCCUAACAAAAAUGAAAGCUCAGAUACAAUUCACAAGUGAUGGGGCUUUGGUGACAGACUCGAAAGGGAAGCCUGUUAGUAUACUAAUAACUAGUAAGCUAGAAGAUGAAUACAGGCUAUACCAGCAUCUCAAGCCUGAGUCUCCAGAGAAUGAGUGGUUACAGGCAUUUCCCCAGACAUGGGCAGAGACCGGAGGGAUGGGACUGGCAAAACAUCAUCCUCCAAUCUUUGUGGAACUCAAGGCUGGGGCUGACCCAAUAAAAGUUCACCAGUACCCUAUGUCACUAGAAGCAAAGAAGGGGAUCACCCCCCACAUCAGAAAAUUACUAGAAUCAGGAAUCCUGAAGCUCAUCCAGUCAGCUUGGAAUACUCCACUAUUGCCUGUCAGAAAGCCUAAUUCCAAUGACUAUAGACCAGUACAGGACUUGAGAGAAGUUAACAAAAGAGUAAUGGACAUUCAUCCAACUGUUCCAAACCCAUAUACUUUGCUGAGUUCCUUAUCACCAAGCCACGUGUGGUAUACUGUACUGGAUUUAAAGGAUGACUUUUUUAAGGGGGUGCUGAAGCAACCGCCCAACUGGUGGUCGAGCAAUGCCCUCAUGGUCCAUUACCAGACCUUGUUACUUAACCCCAUGCGUAUCAGCUUUUGCGUACCAACAGCAUUAAAGCCAGCUACCUUGUUGCCGGAUCCGGACCUGGAAGCGCCCCUGUAUGAUUGUGAGCAGAUCCUGGCUCAGGUGCAUAACCUCAGGCCAGACUUGCUGGAUUGGCCGCUACCAAAUGCUGAGCACACCUGGUUCACCAAUGGGAGCAGCUUCAUUCGAGAAGGAAAAAGGAAGAUUGCUAUCAUGCACUGCCCGGGACAUCAAAAGGGCAUUGAUUUAGUGACUAAAGGGAAUAACUUGGCUGACCACGCAGCCAAGAAGGCGGCCCUCCAACCCAGAGCAGAAAUAUUAGCCCUAGCAGAUCCAGGGCCACGGGCUCUGCCCCCAAUGCCCCAGUAUUCCCAAGAAGACCUGGAAUGGAUUAGGAAAAUUCCUAUGGCCCACAAACCACCAGACAGAGAAGGAAAGAGUGAAUGGUGA
Molecule: messenger RNA, 1287 nt
Organism: Perognathus longimembris pacificus (Pacific pocket mouse)
Lineage: Eukaryota; Metazoa; Chordata; Mammalia; Rodentia; Heteromyidae
Exons: 3
Coding region: 1-1287 (428 amino acids)
Biological process (GO): proteolysis
Molecular function (GO): aspartic-type endopeptidase activity; nucleic acid binding
Source: RefSeq, a predicted model, not a curated record